Aureococcus anophagefferens is the source of this 957-nucleotide messenger RNA. RefSeq lists its product as hypothetical. The transcript has a single exon. The record is from RefSeq and is a predicted model, not a curated record. The coding region runs from base 1 to 957 and encodes 318 amino acids. NCBI's taxonomy places the organism in Eukaryota, Pelagophyceae, Pelagomonadales, Pelagomonadaceae.
AUGGGUGGCCUGCGCCGGCGACCCGGGCUGCUCUGGCUCGUCGUCGCCGGUUGCCGCGUCGCCGGCGCGUCGACGUCGCUCGUGCUCCACGUGGCGUCGCCGUCGGCGGCGCGGUCCUGCGCCGAGGUCGUGCGCCAGCUGGGCAAGGGCGCACUGCUCCGCGGCGGGCGCCUCGUCGUCGUCACGGCGGAGGCGGCGGAGGCCGGCGCGCCCUGGGUGGACCGCGUGGUGUCCCACGGCGCGCGGCUCAACGCCACGCUGCGCUUCGAGCCGCGCUUCGAGGGCCUGGGCCGCACGGAGCGCGUCGUCGGAGCGUUAGUCGCGGAGAUGGAGCGGUGGCUAGGCGCGCCGUCCCCCGACGGCGGCCGCGUCGCGUCGCUGGACCUCGACGUCUGGACGCCCUGCGGCGGGCUCGGCCGGCUCUUCGGCGAGCGCGGCGCGCCGCUGCCCGACGGCGCCGGGGGCGUCGUCGCGGCCGCGAGCGUCGAGCCGCCGCUCGGCCACGCGACGAACGCGGAUUUAGGCGUCGUCGCGCUCGCCUGGCCCGCGCAGUCGUCGCCGGGGCUCGCGCUGCAAUAUCGCAAAGCGCGCGACCUGACGCUGCGGCGGGCCGCGGACGCGCUCGCGGCGGAGCUCCGGCGCCACGCGACCGAGGCGCCCCUGUCCUACGGCGAGGCGCCCCCCGACGCCCUCGUCGACGCGCUCCGCGGCGUCGCGAACAUCGAGCACGCCUUCCUGGCGCCGGCGCUGCGCUGCGACGCCUGCGCCGAGGGCUGCGCGGGCGCCAGGGCAGCAAAAGAGAGCGAAAUUCCCAACUUCAAAGGCUCCUUUCUCGGCCGUUUUCCACUCGUUUUGGCUGACUUUUGGACGAGCGAUCAUCUCUCGGAACGGCCUCGAAGCGUGAAUGCUUUUCCUGGAACGCGCGCGCGCGGAACACUCACGUUAAAGCGACGUUGA